Gekko japonicus is the source of this 1909-nucleotide messenger RNA. It is a transcript of the gene SEPTIN7, whose product is annotated as septin 7. The coding region runs from base 94 to 1269 and encodes 391 amino acids. Gene Ontology annotation, molecular function: GTPase activity; molecular adaptor activity; GTP binding. The transcript has 13 exons. The record is from RefSeq and is a predicted model, not a curated record. Gene Ontology annotation, biological process: cilium assembly; cytoskeleton-dependent cytokinesis. Lineage: Eukaryota; Metazoa; Chordata; Lepidosauria; Squamata; Gekkonidae. Gene Ontology annotation, cellular component: septin complex; septin ring; cell division site.
CAACAGAAGAAUCUUGAAGGAUAUGUGGGGUUUGCAAAUCUCCCCAAUCAAGUUUACAGGAAGUCUGUGAAGAGAGGGUUUGAAUUCACACUCAUGGUAGUAGGUGAGUCUGGAUUGGGGAAAUCAACACUAAUCAACUCGUUAUUCCUGACAGACUUGUAUUCUCCAGAGUAUCCAGGACCUUCACAUAGAAUUAAAAAGACCGUACAGGUUGAGCAGUCAAAGGUUCUAAUUAAAGAAGGGGGUGUUCAGCUGCUACUAACAAUAGUUGACACACCAGGAUUUGGUGAUGCGGUGGAUAAUAGCAAUUGCUGGCAGCCUGUUAUUGACUACAUUGACAGUAAGUUUGAAGACUAUCUCAAUGCAGAAUCCCGUGUGAACAGACGACAGAUGCCAGACAACAGAGUGCAGUGUUGCUUAUACUUCAUUGCUCCUUCAGGACAUGGACUUAAACCAUUGGAUAUUGAGUUUAUGAAACGCCUACAUGAAAAAGUGAACAUCAUUCCACUUAUUGCCAAAGCAGACACACUUACACCUGAAGAAUGCCAACAGUUUAAAAAACAGAUAAUGAAAGAAAUUCAAGAGCACAAAAUUAAAAUAUAUGAAUUCCCAGAAACGGAUGAUGAAGAAGAAAAUAAGCUGGUUAAAAAAAUUAAGGACCGUUUACCUCUUGCUGUAGUAGGUAGCAAUACUAUCAUUGAAGUCAACGGCAAGAGAGUCAGGGGAAGGCAGUAUCCUUGGGGAGUUGCAGAAGUUGAAAAUGGUGAGCACUGUGACUUCACAAUUCUCAGGAACAUGUUGAUACGAACUCACAUGCAAGACUUGAAGGAUGUCACUAAUAAUGUCCACUAUGAGAACUACAGAAGCAGGAAAUUGGCAGCUGUUACAUACAAUGGAGUGGACAACCACAAAAACAAAGGGCAGCUAACCAAAUUUGGCACAGUUGAAGGCAUGAGCCCUCUGGCACAAAUGGAAGAAGAACGGAGAGAGCACGUCGCAAAGAUGAAGAAAAUGGAGAUGGAAAUGGAACAGGUCUUUGAAAUGAAGGUCAAAGAAAAAGUUCAAAAACUGAAGGACUCUGAAGCGGAGCUCCAGCGGCGUCAUGAGCAAAUGAAAAAGAACCUGGAAGCCCAACACAAAGAACUGGAAGAAAAACGCCGCCAGUUUGAGGAUGAGAAAGCAAACUGGGAAGCCCAGCAACGUAUUUUGGAACAACAGAAUUCUUCCAGAACUUUGGAAAAGAACAAGAAGAAAGGGAAGAUAUUUUAAAUCCAAUUACUGACCACCAGUUAUUGUAUUAGUUGCCAAUAUUCCAGCCUGGACAUCCGUGUGUGUUGGAUCUGUUUGACCAAUCUUGCACCAGUUGUAUCCAUAUCUAUGGAUUUAACAGCAUGACAAAUUGUUUGUUUUUAAUUUUGGUGGCAAUUGAGAUGCCUUGAAUUGUUUAGGGUGUUGUAUACUUAGGAAAACAAAACAGCUCUAAGUACCCUUUUUAAAAACAAAGUCAUCUUAAUGCAAAAGAACAUUUUACUGUUGUACAAUCAUGUUCUGGUGGUUUGAUUUGUUUACAGGAUAUUCCAGUAUACAAGGACUUGGGAAGGUUUUCCAUAAGGAUACAUUGCCAUAAUAUAAUAUGAACUAUGCUUCUAUUAUUAAAAAAAAAUUCCAUUCAGUGCAGCAUAUAUAAUAAUGUAAUUUAGUCUAACACAGUGGACCCUAUUUUUGACACUUCCAUUGUUUAAAUAUACACAUGGAAAGACAAACGUAUAGGCUUAUGGUGCACCUAAAAGCUUUUUAUAACAACCUUUUUUUUUAAUCUUUAAAAUAUGCUAUUCUCAUUUAGUAACUACUUUAGCCAGAAGAAUUUCAUUAUUGCUUCAUUUUUGUAAUAACAUAUAAUUUAGAUAUU